Molecule: messenger RNA, 5951 nt
Organism: Chlamydomonas reinhardtii
Lineage: Eukaryota; Viridiplantae; Chlorophyta; Chlorophyceae; Chlamydomonadales; Chlamydomonadaceae
Exons: 20
Coding region: 202-5550 (1782 amino acids)
Biological process (GO): intracellular cholesterol transport
Cellular component (GO): trans-Golgi network; recycling endosome
Molecular function (GO): protein binding
Source: RefSeq, a predicted model, not a curated record
UCUUAUACUGUAAACUGCUUGUGAGGAAAUGCCGUGAAACUUGCGCGCCCAGACCGACUUGACACUCGCGGGAGCGCACCUUCCUUGCCACCGCGGCAGCUCGACGGUAUUAUGCAACAACUAUGUGCUCAUCGAUCUAGAUAGCAUGCGCGAGCUUGUUAACCAGGCGAGGAGCUGACAGCAAUAGAGCAAGCAGGACGAAUGGAGCCGGUGCUACACAAAAGCUCGCACCCCAGCCUCCCGCCUGCAGUACCACAGCAGGUGGUCCAGUUUCUGCUCGCAAAGAACUAUCACCUCACAGCGCUCGAGCUCCUCGUAGAGGCUCAGUCUGCCGGCCAUGGCGAUGAUGGGGCGUUCAAGGACCUCCAGGCCUUCUUCUCGGAUCCCGACCGCUUCCCGCCGGAUGAGCUCGCCCGUUACCAGCCCUCCAACGCGCUGGACCUGCAAGCCAUCGGUCGGGACCGGGAGUCCAAACUGCAGAUGGCCGAGUACGAGCUGCGGCUGGCCAAGGAGGAUUUGGCGGAGAUGGCUCGCAGGCUGGCGAAGCAGGAGCAGGAGGGACUCGGCCGCGCGGCGUCGGCUGCCAGCACUGUGGGUGCGACUGCGCUGAGUGCCACUGGCUCGCUGGCGCUGGCGCCCGCGGGUGCGGUGGCUGGGACAGCGCCCGCGGCGGGGCCGAUGCCGACGUCCGCGGCGGCGGCCGCUGCCGUUGGCGCGUCGCCCGCGCCGUCCGACCUGAGGGCCCUCAACGCGGCGGUGUAUGGGCACCUGGUGCGCCAGGGCCUGGUCACCACUGCCAUGAGCCUGGAGGAGGAGUACGGCGCGCAGCUGAGGCCACUGGCCUCGGCGGCGGCGGCGGCGGGAGCGGGAGCGGGGGGAGGAGGAGGUGGCGGAGCCGGAGGAGCCGGCGAGGGCGCGGCGGCGGCAGACCGUUGGGACCUGUGGGCAUGGUACCAGGCUGCGGCGCGGGAGGCGGUGGCGGCGGCGGAGGCAGCGGGCAGUGGUGCGCCGGCCAUGUCGGCGGCGGCCGCGGCGGCUGUGGCGGCCCAAGCGGCGGCGGCGGCCGCAUCAGGGCGCAGCAGGGCGUCAACGAAUGGAGGAGAGGACGGGGCGGCGCCGGGACUGGAGGAGCUGCUCCGGGGCGGCGGUGCAGAUGUGGAGCUGGGCUUGGAAGGCGAGAGCGGUGACGAGGAGGAAGCUGACGGUGCUGAUGGCGAUGGCGAUGGCGAGGCAUCUCCGGAGCAGCUCAGGGAGCAGCUUGCGGCCACGCGGCAGCGGCUGGCAGCCAUGAGGGCGCGGGCACGGCGGGCCGUGUCGGCGGCUAGAGCGGCUGCGGCGGCUGCCGCCACAGCGGCUGCCACAGCGUCGUCGCCGGGUCCUUUGGGUGCUGCGGGUGCCGCUGCUGCUGCUGGCGAUGUGGAGGGCGGUGGAGCCGUCAGUGCGCCAGCGCUGGUGCCGCUGCCGCCGCUGGAGCAGCCGGUGCCGGUGGUGUCGCUGCCGGGCGGGGACCUCCUGAUGGACCUGUUGGACCUGGGGACAAAGCCUCCCGCGGCAGGCGCCUCGCCGCCGCCGCCGCCGCGCGGCGCCUCGCCCCCGCCGCCCGGCGCCCUCACGCCCACCACCCUAGCGCUCGCCUCCGCCAGCUCCCUGGACUCCCUGGCGGCGGCCGGCGGCGCCCUCACCAUCACCGGCACGGAUGCCGCCUCCGAGGCCGGCGGCGGCGCCUCCACGACCGCAUCCGCCGGGCCGCCCUGGCUGCAGCGGCAGGCGGGCCCCGCCAUAGACGUGGCCUACCACGCUGCGCUGGAGGGGCUGCUGGGCGCGGUGGCGGAGCUGCUGCCGCGGCUGGUGCCCAACCUGACACUCAAGAGCCGGCAGGACGUGCUGCCGCUGCUGGUGUGUGCCGCCAAGACGUCUCCGGACUGGGCGGUGCGGCGCGGGCUGCUGGCGGCGGUGUUCAACCUGGUGCCGGUGCCGGACCCGCAGCAGCGCCAGGCCAUGCUGGACGCCUGUCUGGACUUGUGCCGCACCUUCGGCCCCAGCUGGGCGGCGGCGGAGCUACUGCAGCUGUGCGUGAAGCAGGCCAACAGCACUUCCGCGGAGCGCCGGGCGCUGGUUGCGGAGGCGCUGGGCGCGGCUGUGGGUGUGGUGGACGCCGGCACGCAGGCGCACGUGCUGCUCACACAGCUGUCACAGUUGGCGAAAGACCGACUGGAGCAGGUGCGCGAGGCGGCCUGCCACAGCCUGGCCCGCCUGGUGCCGCACCUGCCGCUGUCGCGCUCCUACUACAGCCCGCUGGAGGCGCUGCUGCUGGCGCUGGCCACCGACCCCGCUGAGGCCGUGCACGCAGCCGCGCUGUCCCGCCUGGCGCCCGCGCUGCUGACGUGGCAGGGACACCAGCCGCCGCCUGACGCGGCGGCGGUUGCGGCAGCGGGGGCGGCGGAGGCGGCGGGGGCUGCCAAGGCACGCGGGGCCUCCACGGGGCCGCUGGGGUCACUGGGGUCGUUGUUUGGGACGAUGGCGACGGCGGCGUCGCGGGGCGCGGCGCUGGACUCGUCGGCGGCGGCGGCAUCGGACCCGGAGCUGCUUGUGUCGUCGUGCCUGGCGCGGGUGUUGGCAGAGGUGUCGCAGUACGUGCGGGCCAUUGCAGACCAGCAGCAGAAGGCGGCGGCGGCGGCAGCCGCUGCCGCGGCGGCAGCGGACGCCGCGGCGGCUGCGCCCGCGGCAAGCGCUGGCGGUGGCGGCGGCAGUGGCUUUGCAGGCGCCAUCCUCAGGUACGCCAGCUCCGCUAGCGCCAGUGCCGCCGCCAGCGGCCAGCCCGCGUCCUCGUCUGGCGCAUCCGAAGGCGGCGCAGCGACGGGGGCGGGUCACGGGCACGGGCACCAGCAUCACCGCACCGGCAGCGGUCUGGGCGGCGGCGCUAGUUCUGCGCUGGCGGCAUCCGGCCCAGUGUCCUUCGGCGGCCGCGGCGCGCCGCGUGUGUUCCCCAGUGCGGCGCACCUGGCGCUGCAGCAGCUGCUGGCGCUGUAUGUUGCGCUGGCGCCGGCACUGCGCAGUGCGGCGCUGCGCUCGCGGCCGGCGUGGGCGUGCCCUGGCGACCACCCGAGCAGCGCCACCACCUCCGCGGCUCCGCACAACCACCCCCACCACCAAAACCACCACCACACUCGCUCCGCAGUGCCCGGACGCCACCAGCGCUCCGGCAGCACUGCAGACCUCACCGCGGAAUCCGGCGCAGACGACGGCGUGGCCACGGCCCUGGGCGGGGGCGGCGGCGGACCCGCCUCCUCCGCCCUCCAUGCCAGCGCAACCCGCGCUCUGUCCCCUGGGCAUCGCCGCACAGCAUCGCACCCACUGCCGGGCGCGGCCUCUCCACACACUGCCGCCGCCGUCGACACCGCUGCUGCCACGCCUUUGGCGAAGCAGGCAGGCGCAGCGGCACAGGGCGCUGUGGAGGGUGCCGGCGCGGCAGCGGAGGUCGAGGACGUCGAGGAGGCGAUGGAGCGGGAGCGGGAGGCCGCGGAGAGGGAGUGGGAGGCGGACGACGCGUCCUUGGGGCUCUGGGCGGGUCACAGCCAGCACGCAAGCUGGAAGACAUUGGAGUGGGUGGUGCAGCACGUGGUGCCCGAGAUCCUGACGCUGGUGUGCGUGGUGGGUCCGGCCGCGCCCGAGUCGGCUGAGGUGCGGCGUGCGGCCGCCAGCGCCGUGACCGCCACCUGCCAGGCGCUGGGCGUGCCCUUCACCCGCACCGCCAUGCUGCCCAUAUUCUUGGCCGCCUCCGGCACCGGCGCGGCGGCCGGCAAUGGCCCCAUGCCGCACGCCGCCUCGGCCGCCACCGCCGCGCCCUCGCCGCCCGCCGCGCCUCCCGGCACGGCGGCAGUGCCCACCGCGGACCCCUUCAUUGCGCCUGUGGCCGUGGCCGAUAUCUGCGCAGCGGCACAGCCGCGGUCGUCCGAGGCCCUGCGCACCGCCAGGCAGUGUGUGCUGCCGGUGCUGCUGGCCUGCGUGCUGCCCUCUGCGGGGCGGCCGGCGGGUCUGCUGCGGCCGCACCUGGGCGAGCUGUUCGGCACCGCGCACGAGCUGAGGCACCGCUGGCUCCUGGAGGCGCUGCCGGACUACACGGCCAGUCUGACCUUCGCCUGCAGCCUGAGGCCCGACCUGCAGCCCGAGGUGCUGGGCCUGUUCGAAGACCUGUUGUCGGGCCGCAGCAGCAGCAGUGGCGGUAAUGGUGUGCACGGCAGUAGCAGCGCGGCGGCGCUGGAGCACGGGGCCGCAAACGGCGGCGCUGCAGCACCGGAGGCGCCAGGGGCGGUGUCUGCGCGGACGUCCAUGUCGGGGGCGGCGACCGGGCGGCCACCAACUUCGCGGCGCUCCGGGGAGGGCAUGGGUCCGCCCGCGCCAGCCAGCGCGGGCCCGGCCAGCACAGCCUCUGGCGUGUGCUGCGUGGCGGUCGCCAGCGCGCUGGUGCCUCUGGCCAGCCUGGAGGUGGCAGCGCGGCGGCUGCUGCCCGGCCUCAUGGCGCUGCUCAGCCUGGGCGAGCCGGAGCUGCAGCGCGCCUGCGUGGGCGUGCUGGCGGAGCUGGGGUUGCGCUACCGCGGCGAGGCGCCCGGCAGCAGAGUGUGCGAGCAGGUCCUGGCCGUGUACGACAGCCUGUUGGAGCAGGGCCCCCAUGCCGUACAGCUGGAGGUUUUGGCGGCAGGCACCAACCUGGCGGCGGCGGCGGCGCACUCGGCGGCCGUAUCCGCGGCGGCGGCGGCGCAGGUGGAGUGGCUGCUAUUGGCAGUGCAGUCGCUGGCGGCGCGGCUGGCGGCGGCGUCUGCCAGUGGCGGUGGGGCGGCGGGCUCCACAUCGGGCGCGGCGGGGCUGCUGGGCGGGGUGGAGCAGCAGCGGGCGCUGGCAGCGGCUCUACUGGCAGCGGUGCGGACAUUGGCGCCUCACGACCUGCGCUUGCCGCGACUGCAGGCCACCAUGGGCUCGGCUCUGGACGCGCUGUCCCGCUGCAAGCCGCUGCUGCCGGAGGCGGCGCAGCAGGCCACCCUGGCGGCGCUGCUAAAGGACCGCCAGGCAUCGGGGCACGCCUCCAUCUCCUCCUCGUCUGCACCGGCCACUGCGGCCACCGCACCGGCCGGGAGCAACAUGGCCGCUGCCAGCGGGCCCUCGGCUACGGGCACCUCCGGGAUAUCCAGCGCCGGGGCAGCCUCGCAGUCGCAGCCGUCUGCCGGGUCCGGCCUGGCCACAACGCCGCUUCGGUCGUCAGCCGCUGCCGGGGUGCCGACCAUGACCUCCCCCUUGCACGGCAUGGGGAGCAACGCAGUUGCCGCGGGUGCAGGCGCCGCAGGCGGGCCAGCGGCCGCGCCUGGGGCCGGCGGCAGUGCGGCGGGAGCCCACGGUGCGGAGGACGGCUCGCUGCGCAGUCGGUUCGACGCUUUCAAGCAGAGGCUGCUGAAGCGCAAGGACGAGGCGCCGGCCCCUGCGGCGGGCGCCCCUGGCAGCAGCAGCCGGGCGUUUAAGGAAAUGAACUUCUUCAGCGAUGAUGAGGGAGAGAUGUAGCAGGGUAGCUGGGUAUCGGGUGAGGGAACUGACAGGCAGCGUGUAUAUGUGUAUGUGAUUGUACGCUUCAGGCGGCAAUGCAUUUUGAGCAUGAGGAAAUGGAGUAUGAUGGAAAGAGACAUGCAGGGCGGCCAGGCUCGUCGGCUGCUGUAAGGCAUGAGGCGGGCGUGUGUUGCGCAUUGCCCUCCGGCUAGCCGCACAACCUCGCAUCUUUAGCGCUGCCCUGGUGAAACUAGUGUGAGGGGGCGUAGAGGGGCGCAGAGGCUGCAGCGUGGCUGUCCGCUGCAGCUGCCCCAGUCGCGAGGCGAGUGCGGGGCAAGGUGCGGGGCGGGUUCUCAAUCGGGCACGGCAGGGCAAGCCCAGGCCAGCCAGCACUUCACCACAUGUAACGUGCCUUUUAC